AUGAGUAGAAUCCACCUGAUUAUCAUGCUUUUAAUUGUCAUGAAUGAAGUACAGGGAUUAUUUUUAAACCUCUUCAGCAGAUGUUGUUGUAAGCAGUGUUGUUGCUGCGGUUGCGGUGGCACAGGUCUUGGUAGUAGAUGUGGUUGGAAUGGAGGUUGUGGUUGCGGUAGAGGUGGUGGUUGCGGUGGGAGUAGUGGUUGCCGUAGAGGUUGCAGUGGUGGAGGGUGCGGUGAGCAUCGUUGCAAUGGUGGUGCUGUUGGAGGCUACAGCAGACAUGGUUUUGGUAGUGUAAGCUGCAGUGGAGAUAGUUUUGAUAGUAAGGGUGGAUGCGAUGGUAUCAGCAGUUUUGGUUCUAAUGCAUGUAAAGGCGGUAGAAGAGGAGGCGAAUACGGUUGUGGCAACAUGGGAAUUAGCGGAAGAGCAUACAGCAGUGACUACAAAUCGAGGAAGCCAUCAAGCCAUGAAAAGCCUGAAUCGAAGAGUGAUCAGAUUAACAACAGUGACUUUAAUGGUGAUGGUAAUGCAAGAAGUACGAGCAGUUGGAGUAGCAAUGGUUAUGCCGAUAGUCAUAGUGACAGUAGUGAUAUUAAGAACAUGAACAGAUGCGAUGAUGGGAGAUGUAAACGAAACCAUCAUCAUGUUGCAAAUCUGAUGCCAGGGGAUUUUGGGAUACCAAUAUUUGGUCUUGGCCUCUAG
Messenger RNA from Loa loa (African eye worm), 696 nucleotides. RefSeq lists its product as hypothetical. The coding region runs from base 1 to 696 and encodes 231 amino acids. Lineage: Eukaryota; Metazoa; Nematoda; Chromadorea; Rhabditida; Onchocercidae. The transcript is spliced from 3 exons. The record is from RefSeq and is a predicted model, not a curated record.